This is a messenger RNA of Liolophura sinensis, 2569 nucleotides long. Its product is annotated as coiled-coil domain-containing protein 138-like. The transcript has 14 exons. Bases 124 to 1872 code for a protein of 582 amino acids. The record is from RefSeq and is a predicted model, not a curated record. Lineage: Eukaryota; Metazoa; Mollusca; Polyplacophora; Chitonida; Chitonidae.
CUCCAAAUUUAAAAUGGCGACUUGGAGUAAAGUUGGAGAUAUUUGAUGAAAGAAAGAUUUUGAGUGACGAUUUGAAACAGAUCAACGAAUGUUUAACAGUUUACACGAAGAAUAGAUACAGAUAUGUAUUUCUUGGAUCCAGAGGAGGCACAAAGUGACAUUGACUCGACUGUUACCCCUAUAGAAAGUGUACCAGCAGGGCAGAAGCAGUAUGGCUACCUGCUGGAGUCAGAUGACCUGCCCUCACUGGACCUGCAGGUGGACAGACACAGAGAAAAACAGAGGCAGAAGUUAAAACAUGUACAGAUUGGGGCAACGACUUACAGUUCAAGCUCUGAGCUGUCAGAUAAAUCUGAUGAUGAAGCAGUCCCGACAUUGACUCGUGCAGAAAUACGAGAUAUAUACAAGGAGCUGCAGGUGAUAAGUAAUAAGCUGAAGGAAGAAAACAAAAUACUGCGAGAACGUGAACAAGCUGUCAAGGAACGUGAGAGACUUGCAACGAUUUCUCAGAAUAGUAUUCAGACGAUUACGGACUUUGAAAUUCGGCAGCGCUGGAGGGAGACAGGGGAGAAACAUCGCAAGGAGAUUUCAGAUCUGGAGCAACAGUUGCGUGAAAAAGGAAAAGAGAACAAACGACUGAAGGAGAAUUUUGAAACCUUGAAACUAGCCAAUGACACUUUAAGAAAAGAGCUGCAGACAUUACAGAUCCAGCAUGAGAAGCUGGAGAAACAGUCCAUUAGCCUACAAUCAAGGCUCACUAACCUGCAGAGGAGGCAAGAGGUCAGCCAAAGACAACCUCAGACACAGCAUUUAAGUAAUCCUGGUUCAGCACCCUCUACAGGCUAUCCUGAUGACAAACAAGGGAAGCAACAAAAACAGAAAGAUGGGCAGUGUGCAAAAGCCAGCAAGCCCAAGGUGGGCAGUGGAGUUUAUGAAAUCCUAGGUGUGUUACUAGACUGGGUGGCAGACCUUCACCUACGACAGGUAGUUACAGAGCAGCCGACCCAGCCACUGGAGAGCCUACCUGCCUCAACUCUCAUACACAGCAAGUGUCUAAAGAUCCUUCCUUGUCUGGGUGAGGUGAUAAGGGAGUUUCCAGGCAGUCACAACAGGAUUUACCUCCCUUGUUUGCAGUUUAUUUAUUGGUCCUUGUUGAAUUUAGAACAGUCAAAGACGCCACAGACUGGUUUGACGUCCACUUUGCGUCGGCUGGGAGAGGAGCUGUACAAACCCAGGGUUGUCAGAUUCCAGGAGGAGGACAAAACGGUCCCCGUGACAACCCCAGUGUCUCCUGGCAGAGGUGACAGGGGAGAUAAAUCCAGGGAAACAUACUUUUUCAAGAGCACAGAUCUCCACACAAGAUUUCUCUCCUCCUUGAUCAUACUGAAAACACUAUCACAAGCCGAUGUCCUCGCUCAUGUGUUUGACUGCCUGAGAAAUGACCUCAAGUCUAACACAUGUAAGGACCUGUUCCUGUAUUACCAGGCCACUCCCAUCAUCUUGCCGUAUCUCCGGCCAGUACACAAGACGUUUUUGUCAUCAGCUGUGGACAUCUACCUCCAGAUGUCCAUGGAGUCCGCCUUCCUCCAGCACUUCCUGGACAGCUGUAGUAAUGAGCACUGGUUCAGGACGGUUGCCAUGGCGCUGAGAUCUCCAAACUUGGACACUCAGGUGCUGGAGAAAAUCAGCAUUAUUCUGCAAAAACUCUCCAAGAUGAAGCCCAACAAAAAGUACUUUGAGGUGUACACGAUAAUCAGUGUUAUCCAGGAGCUGUUGAGAGGAGCAGCCAAUGAUAGUGCCUUCCUCUCCAUGAACCUCAAAUCUAUUCUGUUUAACCUGGGUGUGCAGACUAAAACAGCAGGGGCUCGCUAAGGGCAUGAUUUGUCCCUCUCGGCUUAUUUAGCCGUUACAAGAAAAGUGGGGACCCGACAAAGAUGUCAGUGUGGACUACAACAGAGGGACUCAGCAUAGCUUCUUAAGCCUUACUGGACAAGCAGGGAUGCUGUAGAAGUGGGUGCUACAGUCUAGAAUAAGGAAUUUGGAGGGUCACCCUUAGGUUUCUAAGACAGCUGGCAAGCAGGCACACAGAAGAGGUUACAGAGCGGAGAGGUUUUCCAAGAGCAGAAGCCAUGCUAGGGAGUCCCACUUGCGAAGACACUGCCAAGGUGCAUGUGACAGUGUGGAAUAAGACAUGUGGAGCUUUAAUAUCCGGUCUACAGCUUCUACAGACAAGAGGGGACACUAUACAGCCACUUGUCAUUGUCCAGCUAGUGCUGAUUGGGUGAAGGUGGCAUGCUAAACUUUCUCAAACUUUCCUUGUCAAGGAAACUUCCUGUUACGAUUGUGCUUCACUGUGCAUGUGGUACAUUCCAGACAGGGACUUUAUUUUCACACAGGUACAAUGUAGCAAUAAAUGACCUUUUUGUGAUAAAUUACAUUUCUUGUUUUUAUGUAAAUUUCAUGCAUAAUUCCCAGUGGAAAGGUUAGCGAUUUUUGCAGAAAUAAAUAUGUGUCACUUGUCCAAAAAUUUAUUGGCUUGAAGCAAGAAUAGUAAAUUAUCAAUUCUGAA